ACAUGGACAAGCUUUCUUUCUUGUUAUCUUUGCUUCUUGUGGGUACUUUUGGUUUCGUCAAUGGCGGAAAAUCGAAGGGUAAAAAGAAUUUUCAAGUCGAAGUAAUUGAGCUGAAGACCGGGAACAUAUCUGCUAAGUUCACCAACUAUGGUGCAAGCAUGAUGUCACUUGUUGUUCCAGACAAAAAUGGUCAACCUGGUGAUAUUGUUCUUGGAUAUGAUUCUCCCGAUGCAUAUAAGAACGAUGAAACAUACUUUGGAAACGUGGUCGGACGAGUCGCGAAUCGAAUCCGAGACGGGAAAUUUUCUUUGAAUGGCAAGGAAUAUCAACUGAAGCCUAAUGAAAAUGGGAAACACUUGCUUCAUGGUGGCCACGGAGCAUUGGCUGAUGUUGUCUGGGAAGUGAAGAAGAUAAAGAAAGAUGUUGCCGAUCCCACCGUUCUCUUUGCUUAUGAUAGUCCAGACGGUGAAAAUGGAUUCCCCGGCGAGGUUAAAAUCACCGUCCGGUAUCUCCUCCGUGCAGAUAACCGAUUGAGAGUGACAAUGAAAGCCAAAGCUAUAAAACAUGCUACCCCUUUGAAUCUAGUGCAGCAUACAUAUUGGAACCUCGGUAACCAUGACAGUGGUGAUAUCUUGUCCGAAGAACUCCAGCUUUUCGCUAAUGAGAUCACGCCUGUCGAUAAUGAACAAAUCCCCACAGGUAAACUCGAACCUGUGAAAGGAACUCCAUAUGAUUUCCUCGAAUCGAGGGUGAUUGGAAGUCGAAUCAAGGAACUUCCCGGAGGUUACGACAUAAACUAUGUCAUCGAAGGUCCCGACGACCCCAUCAAGAUGAAGAAAACAGCAAUGCUGAAGGAUCCGAAGUCGGGGAGAGUUAUGAAACUGACUUCGAACCAACCCGGCCUGCAAUUCUACCGGAAACCUGAUCAAAGAUGUGAAGGGUAAAGGAGGAGUAGUUUAUAAAGCUCAUUCGGGACUGUGCUUGCUGACUCAAGGCUUUCCUGAUGCAGUAAAUCACCCAAAUUUCCCUUCCAUAAUUGUUUCACCAGGAAAGCCUUACAAGCAUAAAAUGCUGUAUAAGUUCACG
Messenger RNA from Hibiscus syriacus, 1086 nucleotides. RefSeq names its product galactose mutarotase-like. Gene Ontology annotation, biological process: beta-D-galactose catabolic process via UDP-galactose, Leloir pathway; glucose metabolic process. Lineage: Eukaryota; Viridiplantae; Streptophyta; Magnoliopsida; Malvales; Malvaceae. The coding region runs from base 3 to 944 and encodes 313 amino acids. Gene Ontology annotation, molecular function: aldose 1-epimerase activity; carbohydrate binding. The transcript has 5 exons. The record is from RefSeq and is a predicted model, not a curated record.